Uranotaenia lowii is the source of this 1742-nucleotide messenger RNA. It is a transcript of the gene BBS4, whose product is annotated as Bardet-Biedl syndrome 4 protein homolog. Bases 90 to 1679 code for a protein of 529 amino acids. Gene Ontology annotation, biological process: cilium assembly; protein localization to cilium. The record is from RefSeq and is a predicted model, not a curated record. The transcript has 10 exons. Gene Ontology annotation, molecular function: protein binding. Lineage: Eukaryota; Metazoa; Arthropoda; Insecta; Diptera; Culicidae. Gene Ontology annotation, cellular component: ciliary basal body.
GUAAAAACAACAACAGCUUGCUCUCGUUCCCAGCGAAAAUCCAGCAGACGGCAAAAAUUCGUGACCGGAAGAAAUAAAUUUGCGACCAAAUGACCUCCUCGAGUACGGGCAGCCAGUACGUGUAUUGCAAUGGACGCACGGGUGGAGGUUCUUCUUCUACUUCUUCGUCCGUUGGCCCUAAGUAUCCUCAGGCUUCGACGGCAUCUUCUUUGACUUCGACAGGCGGCGCUGCCAGAAUGAAGGUGGCAACGAAUCGUAACAUGAACUGGUUGAUCCACGGGCUCUUCACCAGGAAGGAUUACAUCCUCUGCAAGAAACUCAUCGACCGGCAGCUGACGAUAAAUUAUGACAAAGAAUACCUGUACUACGUCAAGGGUCUUAUUCUGCGAAAUGAAGAUUCUCCAGCGGAAGCCAUCAACUGUUUCCAGCAAGCGAUAAUCGUGAACAGAAAGAACUCCGAGAACUACAAGGAGCUUGCGAAAACAUUAUUCUCGAUGGGUCGCUUCAAACAAUCGCUGGAAGUGUUCCUGAAGGCGGAAACGCUUCUGGAAAGGCCGGAUCACGAGGUGUACCACUACAUCGGGGAGCUGUUCUACCGGAACUUUGGCCAACCGAAGGCGGGGCUGCCGGAAGCCAAGGAAUACCUCAAACAGUCUAUCAUGUGUGGCAAACACGUCGAUAGCUACAAGAUACUGGCCGAGAUCUACAUCGAGGAGGGCGAUAAUGUGAAGGCAAUUGAGAUGAUUGAAUGUUGCCUGCAGGUUACUCAGGAUGACGUUGCCUUGAUGACCCAAAUCGGCAUUCUGUAUUUGAAAAUCAACGAAUAUCAGCGAGCCUUCGAAAAACUGCUGGACGCCAUCGCCGUCGAUGAUAAAUGCACAAACGCAUUGAUGGCUCUGGGUUCAAUUUUGCAGUCAAAGAACGACAUCGACGGAGCGCUCAACAAGUACAAACGGAUCUCUAAUCUGCCGGACGAGGGAUCCGAAGCUUGGAGCAACAUAGGGCUUUGCUUUUUCAAGAAGCAAAAAUACAUCGCGGCGAUUUCCUGCCUGAAAAAAGCGAUUUGGGUAGCGCCAUUGAAUUUUAAUGCGCUAUACAAUUUGGGUCUGAUCCUGGUGACAGCUCAGCAGUACGUUAGCGCGUUCCAAACAUUGGCCGCGGCCAUAAGUCUUAGACCGGAUAAUGCGGAUUGCUACAUGCUUCUGGGAACGUGUUUGCGACACCUGAACGACCCGGGCAACGCUUACCUGUCGCUGGAGAAAUCGACCAUGCUACCCGAUGCAAUCAAGAACCCGCUAAUCUAUCUCAACUUUGCUCUGUACUGCUACGAAAUCGCCAAACCGGAACAGUCCGUUUCCUACUUGGCCAACUUUCUGGAGAUGGCGCAACACACCAACGUCCACCGGGAGUAUCUGAAGAUGGCAGAUCGUCUGAACGGGGCCCUGUCAUCGGCCGCCACAGGAUUGUCACCCACUCAGCCACGACGGUUGAUGCCAUCGGCGCCGGAAGUAGCAGCGUCGUCUUCGUCGACGUCGUCUGCCACACCGGCACCGGCUGCCAAGGAUGCUGGCAAUGCUGGAAAACUGACAAACGAGGGCGUCUCCGAAGGCAGCACUCCCGGGGACGACGACGAUAGCGAUGACAUCGAUGGCCAGGUUCCUGAAGGCGGAAAAAAUUAGACGGGUAAACAGAGCAGAAUGAUGGCAGCCUGCCCCUGAAUGGACCGACCAAACUUUUACAUU